AUGGCUUCUAGUAGGAUCACACCCAUAUGUUUACUUGUAUACUUGUGUUUUGUUGGGAUGUUUGUCAACUCAGUUUUGGGUGCCAAGGCUAGACACUUCAAAUGGGAAGUCGAGUACAUGUUGGGUGCACCCGAUUGCUUAGAGCACGUGGUGCUGGGCAUCAACGGUCAGUUUCCCGGCCCAACCAUUAAAGCUCGGGCGGGUGACACCGUUGUUGUCCAUCUUACCAACAAGCUCCACACCGAGGGAGUCGUUAUUCACUGGCAUGGUAUUCGACAGCUGGGAACACCAUGGGCUGAUGGAACUGCAUCCAUAUCACAAUGUGCCAUAAACCCUGGAGAAACAUUUAUCUACAGGUUCAAGGUCGACAAGGCGGGAACAUACUUUUACCAUGGACACUAUGGGAUGCAAAGAUCAGCUGGGUUGUAUGGUUUACUGAUCGUAGAUAUGGAGGAGGGGAAGAAAGAGGCAUUCGAGUAUGAUGGGGAGUUCAGCCUGUUGCUAAGUGACUGGUGGCACAAAGGUGCUCAUGAUCAAGAGGUUGAUCUCUCCGCCAAUCCUAUGCGUUGGAUCGGUGAACCCCAGAGUCUGUUGAUAAAUGGAAGAGGGCAAUACAACUGUUCAUUAGCAGCGGCGCAUGUUAGCAAAGGCAAUGGAUGCAGGUUUAGGGGAAACGAAGAGUGCGCACCAAACAUCCUACAUGUAAAGCCAAACAAGACAUACAGGCUGAGAGUGGCCAGCACUACUGCCUUAGCUUCACUCAAUCUUGCCAUUGGGAACCAUAAGAUGGUGAUGGUGGAAGCUGAUGGCAACUACCUUGAGCCAUUUUCGGUCAACGACUUUGACAUAUACUCGGGUGAAACCUACUCGGUUUUGUUUCGUACGGAUCAACGUCCUACCGAUAACUAUUGGAUUUCGGUGGGUGUGAGAGGAAGAGAACCAAGAACCCCUCAAGGCCUAGCCAUAUUACACUAUCAAUCCACUACUGCCUCAAAACUUCCCACACUUCCUCCUCCUCAAACCCCUCGAUGGAACGACUACGCCUAUAGCAAAUCGUUCUCGAACAAAAUUCGUGCCCUUUCAGGGUCACCAAAGCCUCCAUUCAACCACGAUCGUCGGAUCUUCCUCCUCAAUACCCAAAAUCGCAUCGAUGGUUAUACCAAAUGGGCCAUCAAUAAUGUGUCAUUGAGCCUACCCCCAACCCCUUACCUAGGCUCAAUCAAACAUCGUUUGACUAAUGCCUUUGACCAAAAAAGUCCACCUGACACCUUUCUUAACACGUAUGACAUAAUGAGGCCCCCACCAAAUCCUAACUCCACCUAUGGGAGUGGGGUUUAUAUGCUAAAAUUCAAUAAUACAAUUGACGUGAUCCUACAGAAUGCCAAUGCAUUGAAUGCAAACGUGAGCGAGAUACACCCGUGGCAUCUUCACGGGCACGAUUUUUGGGUGUUGGGGCAUGGGGAAGGCAUGUUUUCCAAGAGAGACGAAAAGAAACUGAACUUGAAAAACCCGCCACUGAGGAAUACAGUAGUGAUAUUUCCCUACGGAUGGACGGCGUUAAGAUUUGUCACCGAUAAUCCAGGUGUAUGGGCGUUUCAUUGUCACAUAGAGCCUCAUUUGCAUAUGGGCAUGGGUGUGGUUUUCGCCGAAGGGGUUCAUCUUGUUGGGAAGAUACCCAAUGAGGCUCUUUCUUGUGGAUUGACGGGCAAGAUGCUAAUGGGUAAACAACACAACUAAAGGGGUAAAUUGUAGAGUAUUUCCAAGUAAUUGUGAUAUAUGUCAAGUCCCUAAACUUUGAAGGGUUGUUUUGUUUCUAGC
This is a messenger RNA of Cynara cardunculus var. scolymus (artichoke), 1818 nucleotides long. RefSeq names its product L-ascorbate oxidase-like. The transcript has 5 exons. Gene Ontology annotation, molecular function: copper ion binding; oxidoreductase activity. Gene Ontology annotation, cellular component: extracellular region; plasmodesma. The record is from RefSeq and is a predicted model, not a curated record. NCBI's taxonomy places the organism in Eukaryota, Viridiplantae, Streptophyta, Magnoliopsida, Asterales, Asteraceae. The coding region runs from base 1 to 1737 and encodes 578 amino acids.